AUGAUGGCUCUGUCCCUCGCCCAGGCCAAGCCCUUCGUGGGCUCGCAGGUGGCCGCCAAGGCCCCUCGGGCGCAGGCACGCGUGGCCCGGCCUGUGGUGUGCAGCGCCGCCGCCCCCAAGAAGGAGGCUGUGGUCGCGGGCGUGACCGCUGCUGCUGCUGCCAUGCUGGCCAGCCCCCUGGCAGCCCAGGCCGCUGCCACCCCCAGCCUGAACAACCUGAUCGGCUCCCUGGUGGCGGGCGGCGCUGUGCUUGCCGCGAUUGCGGGCGCUAUCUCCGCGGUCUCCAAUUUCGACGACAUCCGCCGCUAA
Molecule: messenger RNA, 309 nt
Organism: Chlorella variabilis
Lineage: Eukaryota; Viridiplantae; Chlorophyta; Trebouxiophyceae; Chlorellales; Chlorellaceae
Product: expressed protein
Exons: 4
Coding region: 1-309 (102 amino acids)
Biological process (GO): photosynthesis
Cellular component (GO): photosystem II; membrane
Source: RefSeq, a predicted model, not a curated record